ACGUCUACGCUAGGCUAAAACUACCGAUAAACUCUCAGCGGCCAUGUGUGAACUGCAACAUAACGGCAUGUUUGAUUUGAAUGGCCUGCUUCUUAUCCAAACUACAAAACUGUUAUGAUGCUUAAAGCCUGGAGAAGUGUAAUAACUGCUCAAAACAAGGAGAAGCUGAAGGAGCUAGCAGCACGUUUUUGGUGUAAUGUUGCUCUUACGCCGGUAGUCGGGGCCUCGGGAAAUGAUGGCUUUUAGUGUGGAUAUGAACCAAGUUUACAACUGAAGACGAAUUUUCAUCAUUCGGACGAGUAAAAAGUUUAUCAUUUGAAGAAAACGUCAGAAGGAACCGAGUGGACAUGUGAUCGUAUUCGGAUCAGAACUUUUUAUUUCCCAGGGAAUAACGGAUACUUAUUCAGAAGGAGAAAAACGUUGCAGUUUUGAAAGAAGCUUUGCCUCGCGCGCCGUGUUUCUGUUUCCCAACUGAAGCGCAGCCGCACCCUCUGACGGAUUAGCCAACAUGCUAACUACACAAAGCUUCUGACACAAAACUCGCCUUUCUCGGAGAUACACCGUUUAAUUUUUUUUUUUAAAAAAAGAAACGUAUUCGUUUCACAACGAACCGGCUGUUAUCCCUCAACGCCUUGUUUCCCAUUUGAAGUAAAGCCGCACCCUCUAGUUUGCUUCCUCAUACAGGCGAAGAGCCCCCACAGACACACACAGCUGAAAUAAAAAUCACCGGCUCUCCAAAAAACACCACUGUAGUGGUAAUGGGUUAAAAACAAACAGGAUUUUGUUGAAAACAGAUUGAAAUGACAUGUAUACCAAGAGGAAAGCCCAGCAGUGUGUGUGCCGGAUGGUAGUAACCCAGGUUCCCAUGCUUUUGCUGAGGAAGGUGCGUGGGAAAUAGACAGUAAUGCAUAAGAGACCCAGGCUUCAGAAAGAACUGACCAACACCACUGGGUUACGAGCAAUAAGGAAAAGGUUAAAAGCCGAGAAAAGGCGACCCCUGAUUUUUCCAAGGUCGGAAGACAGGCGCGGUGCUUUUUUUGGAGUCUUUUCUACAGCAGGCGUUGUGGGAUGAUGGUGCUUAAAGUGGAGACCCAUCACACAGAGCUGAAUUCAAACUGCUGCUGUCUCACAGCCAUGAACCUCAGAGGCACUUUCCACUGGAGGAUGAAAAUUAACAACGGCUCAUCUGGCUUUAGACGUUCAGUGGAUUUAAUUUGGCCUCCUGCAACCACGAGAAGGGCAAGGACCUCUAAACGCCCGUCUGCUUGACACAAAUUAACACGAAAGCUGACACGACUGCGGUGAUUCUUCAUGUUCUCAGAUUCAGGAUAGAGUGUUUUCUGAUUAGGUGUAUGUUGGUUUUGGAAUGUCUGGAAUCAGCUGGCAAUUUGACUUCAUUUAAUUUCUUGUAUGGCACUGCAGCAAGUGUAUGAUUUUGUUUUUGUACAUUUUUUUGUUUGUGUGUAUAUCUAUAUACGUGUGUGUGAGCAUGUGUUGUCGGACCUAGAGAGAUAAAUACCAACCUGUGAAAUUAUUCAGAUGUACCCAUGAUGUGAUUUUGUGUAACAUGCACGAUUAAGGUCAAAUGACAUAAACAUUAAGGAUUCAGCAUCAUUCUGUUGAAGGGAUUUUUAAAUGUAGCUCUGCUUUUGACCUCAUUCACCCAUUGUUUUGAUAUCAAAUGUAGGCCCAGACCACGGUUUCCCUGAGUGAAGUUGUGUUAUCUUCUACUUUACCUAGUUCUGCAAAUGUUUACUAAAAUAAUUUGAUGUUCGAAUAGUAAACAGUGGAUGUUAUAAUAUUUUCUGAAGGACAACACUUUUUUUGGCCAGUUUUUGGAAAAGGUGUGAUAUUAUUUUUGAAGAUAUUGUCAUAUAAGUUAUGAGUUUGUACUGUGGAAUGCGUGGUGUAAUCUAUAUUUUGUAUAAAAAAGAAAAUUCAGAAUAUUAGCUUGACCACCAUACUAUGGCUAGUAGUGGCUCGGGAAAGUCAGACAGCGAGGUUCCAACGUCCAACAUCCCGAGUGGCAGCUUGCAGCAGCGCAAAAGACUCUCAUCUGUGUGUGACACAUGCAAAAGCAAGAUGCAGCUGGUGGCAGAUUUACUUCUACUGUCCAGUGAGACACGGCCUGUGAUGACCACGGAUGGCGUGCCAGUGGCAGAGACUUUUGAGAAGUGUCGGGAUACAGUGAUUGCUAGGACAAAGGAGCUGUCCAUUAUCACUCAUGACAUUCAGAGCCAACUUAACAUGGGGAAAUUUACUGAGGUCGGGGACCGGUUAGUGGAAAUGGGCAACCUCGUGGUGUCUUUAACAGAGUUUUCGGCUCAUGCCGCAUACAUGGCGGCAGUGGAGGCACCGGGCUCACAUGCUGCCGUUCCUGGACUAGUGGAUCGCUACAAAGUGACCCGAUGUCGUCAUGAGGUGGAUCAGACGUGCUCUGUCCUCCGUGUAACCGCACUCUCUGAUUUAACUCCCCAACUCCUCCUGGAAGUUUCCCAAAACAUCCGGAGGAACCUGACGACUCUCACAGAGGCCUCAUCUCUGGCCAGUGAGAAAUCCAAGGACAAGUUUGCCAAAGAGCAGUUCAAAGCCAGUGUAAAGUGCAUGAGUACAAGCGCCACUGCACUUCUUGCCUGUGUCAAGGAGGUGAAAACAAACCCAAGUGAGCUGACACGUAAUCGCUGUGUGCUUUUUAGUGGGCCACUGGUUCAGGCUGUCAACGCGUUGGUAGGAUUUGCCACUGAGCCACAGUUCCUGGGAAAACCGGCUAAUGUCAGUGGAGAUGGUAAAGCAGUGCAGACAGCUGUACUGGGAGGUGCCAUGAGUGUUGUUUCGGCUUGCGUUCUCCUCACACAGGGUCUCCGGGACGUAUCCCAGCAUGCCGAAAACAGCUCUCAGAUGCCUACAUACCGCGAAAGGCUGCGCCAGUCUGCUUGCGCCGUCUCGGAUGGAUGCACGUUGCUCUCACAGGCGCUCAGGGAACGCUCCUCGCCCAGGACUCUACCACCAGUCAACUCACAUUCUGUGAAUUAAAACAAAGCCCAUUACAGUUACAACAUACCAAAGAGACUAAUAUUCUUUAACCCCAUGUUGUGUGAUCCUAUUGAGUGAAUGUAGUAAAUUUUGUACAAAUAUGUUUGUCCAACUUUUCCUGUGCAACCAAGGUGGCAGUUUUUUUUGCACUGGAUGUAAUAAAAAACUUAGCCGAAACUGACAUCACAACAUAUUUCUAACUUGUGUUCACUCACUGGUAGCCACAGACUCUGUGGUGUUUCUGUAUGUUGGACUGAAAAUUCUCAAAUGAAUUUAAAAAAGUAGAAAGUUUACCUCAGUUUUAGAGCAGCAGACAGAGUGAUGGUUGCAGUCGGAUGAGUGAUGGAUGUUAUUAAGAAAUGCAGUGCGAGUGGGAUGCACGUUCGUACUUUGUAUUAAUGUGUAAAUCUCUUCGGAUGGAUUAAAGCUGCUGUGAGUGUGUGCCAUAGGUUUUACACUAUAUACCAGAAUUACAAUAGCUUUUUAUUUUAUUUUUUUUCCUGGAUCAUGCAUGUACUGGAGUAUUUAUUUCAACUUAUUAAAAAAGUUGUUUCUCA
Molecule: messenger RNA, 3590 nt
Organism: Clarias gariepinus (North African catfish)
Lineage: Eukaryota; Metazoa; Chordata; Actinopteri; Siluriformes; Clariidae
Gene: tlnrd1
Product: talin rod domain containing 1
Exons: 1
Coding region: 1966-3033 (355 amino acids)
Molecular function (GO): actin binding
Source: RefSeq, a predicted model, not a curated record